AGGCCAUAGAAAUCCGAAUUCGAAGGGCUUGAGAAAUCCGUUAGAGCUAGCGUGGCAAAGGACUGUUAGAGCCGGGGUUAUCUGGUUUCUUGGCCUGAAGUCAUGCCAUCUUGCUAUGCUUUUGGUUGCACCAGUAAUAGCAUUAAGGAAGAUUGUGAGGAAUUAAGAUUCUUCUGCAUUCCUACCUCCCAGCGCGAUCAGGAGCGGAGAAGGCUUUGGCUGGCGGCGAUCCGAAGGAAAGGGGAGCCGUACAAGGACGCUAAGAUAUGUUCUACACAUUUCGUGUCUUGGACGUAUGACACAGGAUGUCCUGCCAGGUGGUGGGACAAGCAGCAUCCAGACUAUGUGCCAUCCAAAUUUGAAUUCCCUGCGAGUCAUAUGUCUGUUGGCGACCCACAGAAAGACCUUCGAAGAUACCGUAGGGCACAAAAGAUUUCCCAGAGGUCCGCCCUCACUGACUGUGUGUUAGUUGAUUCCCUAAUUGAAACAACACAAGGUGCUGGGAAGUGUGAGCAAGUGGAAGACACAUUCAACUUCAGUGAAAUAGUUCCAGAUGGUGAAAGUGCUGAAGGGUCACAGACUCAAGCCCAACUGCCAACAGCAAAAAUCCAUGUGUCCAUGCGAGGUAAUGGUGAACAACUCAUGAUGUUUGCUGUUGGAUGUAUCGGGUUCUGCAAUACCAAUUACACUGAUAGUGUUCUUACAGAUGCAAGUACAAAUACAGAUGGUGGCUGUUCUGUGGUAACAGAAGAUGUGAAGCGCCUGAGAAUCAUCAUCGACAUGUUCCGGGACGCCAAUGAACGUCUGACUGAAGAAAAUGCUGCUCUCAAAGCAGAGAAUGAGGAGCUGAAGAAAUCAUAUUCCCAGUUCAACAAGGUCACCAACAGAAAUGGCUUGAUGCAUGUGGUAUCAGUGUUCUCAAGACGGGGCAUAGAGUGCAUCAGGUACAUUCUCCAUCAUAUGCCUUUUCCUGCCUGGCAGCCAAAAGGAAUAAGCCUGGGGCCGAUGCUGUGCCCUCUCUGCAGCACAGGGAAGGUGUUCCAGGCACCCCAGUGCUUCCUGUGUCUACACCAUCUCGAAGACCAGAAUCCGGACGAUCGGCAACAAGCAAGAAGCUGGUGAUAUCCAGCAGUACGCACAUGAUCCUGCGACGUGCGAUGCGAAAGGCCGGCCUACCAACAGUCAAGCGUACCAUCCUGCACCUUGCUAAAGGGUACCUGAGGGAACCUGGUGGUGGCGAUGGCGAUAGGGAGCAAGCCGGAGGCGACAAUGUGGGUGGCGAUGGCGACACUGGUGACGCUGCGCACUUGGCCAUGCCGAGUACAUCACGGACGUUUCAUUCGCCGAUGUGUUCGUGGAGGCGAAGCGGGUGGCCGACUUCAUCGCGUCGCACCUGUGUCAGGCCGGCUUCCUGACCACCAGCAUCCACGGCGACCGGCUGCGGCCCGAGCGCGAGGAGGCGCUGGCUGAC
Pollicipes pollicipes is the source of this 1471-nucleotide messenger RNA. RefSeq lists its product as uncharacterized. The transcript is spliced from 8 exons. Lineage: Eukaryota; Metazoa; Arthropoda; Thecostraca; Pollicipedomorpha; Pollicipedidae. The record is from RefSeq and is a predicted model, not a curated record. Bases 103 to 1122 code for a protein of 339 amino acids.